AUGUCCAAACAAUCUGAUUGUUGGUCGACUGAACAACUUCUCAACGCUUUGACACAAACCGAUAAAACCAAACGUCCUACCAACAGGCCCGCCAAGAAACGUUGUCAAUUCAAAGUCGUCUACAACAUCCCCGUCGUCGGUAAUCCACCAGCAGGAGGCCAAGGUCCGGAAGUGAAUCCGAAUAUCAAACCUCAAAUGACUGCGAACCCCACUCAAUGUCCUAGUGCCGCUGUGAGAAUAGCGGGUGAAUGUCCACAUUGUUUACGGGUUUUCUGCAGUGCGCAUCGAACUCCAGAAGCACAUAAGUGCACGGAAAUGCAAGCAUGCAGAGAACAAGCCUUCGAAGCCAACAAGGAGAGGUUACGGAAUGAGAGUGUGGUGGCUGCCAAGAUUGCGCAAGCAUAA
Tremella mesenterica DSM 1558 is the source of this 405-nucleotide messenger RNA. RefSeq lists its product as uncharacterized. Bases 1 to 405 code for a protein of 134 amino acids. Lineage: Eukaryota; Fungi; Basidiomycota; Tremellomycetes; Tremellales; Tremellaceae. Gene Ontology annotation, molecular function: zinc ion binding. The transcript has 2 exons. The record is from RefSeq and is a predicted model, not a curated record.